UCUCUUUCGCUGCAGUAGGGUUGGUGUGUUAUUGCGCUGUGGGUUGGAUCUGUGUGUGUGUGUGUGCAAAGUGCAGGUUUCAGCAGACUGGAGCUAACACACCAUUGUCCUCUCUGAUCACACACAGAGAGACCGUGUGUGCAUGCGUGUGAGUGUGUGUGUGAGUGUGUUUGAGGACGCUGCAUCUUCCCACUGCAGCACUGCUGAUGUUCCCGCUCUGAGGAAUUCCCUGUUCUGGGAUUGUGCACGUUUGGAGGGACACUAAUGGCAUUGGAGCUGAACAUCGCGGACGGAUCUGCCGUACGGAAUAACGCGAGGUGUUUUUUGUGAAAGCGGCUUUCGUGUGUGUGUGCUGGAGAGACAGGCAUGCGGUCGGAGCGCAUGAGUCGUGUGUGUAUCGUGGUCCUGGAGGAGGUGGAAGACGACGAACCCUCCCCUCUGCAUUCCAAAGCCGCCCCGGACCACAUUUCCCAGAAUUCCUCUCAGGACGAGAAGCCCUCUCUGAUUAAAGCCAUAUUUAACGGGGACGCAGGUGAAGUUCGCUCGCUCAUAUUCAAGAAAGAAGACGUCAAUGUACAGGACAGUGAGAAGAGAACACCGCUUCACGCUGCUGCUUACCUGGGCGACGCUGAGAUCAUAGAGCUGCUCAUCCUGUCAGGGGCGAGAGUGAAUGCCAAAGAUAAUAAAUGGCUCACUCCUCUUCAUCGGGCCGUAGCUUCCUGUAGUGAGGAGGCAGUGCAGGUGCUGCUGAAACACUCGGCGGAUGUGAACGCGCGGGAUAAGAACUGGCAGACGCCGCUGCAUGUGGCCGCGUCCCAUAAAGCCGUGCGCUGUGCAGAGGCGUUAGUCCCAUUGCUAAGUAAUGUCAACGUGUCGGACCGCGCCGGACGUACAGCUCUACACCACGCGGCCUUCAGCGGACACCUGGAGAUGGUUCAGUUGCUGGUGUCCAGAGGUGCAAACGUCAAUGCUUUUGAUAAGAAGGACAGACGAGCUGUCCACUGGGCCGCAUACAUGGGUCAUCUGGAGGUGAUGAAGUUUCUGGUGUCUCACGGCGCUGAGGUUUGCUGUAAGGAUAAGAAGUCCUACAGUCCUCUUCACGCCGCUGCCUCCAGUGGAAUGAUCAACGUCGUCAAAUACCUGCUCAAUCUGGGUGUUGAUAUUAAGGAGCCGAAUGCGUAUGGAAACUCUGCUCUGCACCUGGCGUGUUUUAACGGGCAGGACGUGGUGGUGAAUGAGCUGAUCGAAGCAGGUGCUGAUGUCAAUCAGGUGAAUGAGAAGGGCUUCUCCCCGCUGCACUUCACCGCUGCGUCCCGCCAGGGGGCGCUCUGUCUCGAGCUGCUCAUCGCCAACAGAGCCAACAUCAACAGCAAGAGUAAAGAUGGUAAAACUCCUCUCCACAUGGCAGCCAUUCACGGGCGAUACUCCAGAUCACAGGCCAUCAUUCAGAACGGCACAGAGAUCGACAGCGAGGACGAGAACGGAAACUCUCCGCUUCAUGUAGCGGCUCGUUACGGUCACGAGCUGCUCAUCAACACUCUCAUAAGCAACGGUGCGGACACGGCAAAGCGGGGCAUCCACGGAAUGUUCCCGCUGCAUCUGGCGGCUCUGAGCGGAUUUUCAGACUGCUGCCGUAAACUGCUCUCCUCAGGUUUUGACGUUGACACGCCGGAUGACUUUGGCAGGACGUGUUUGCAUGCUGCGGCUGCAGGAGGGAAUCUGGAGUGUUUAAAUCUGUUACUCAACACUGGUGCGGACUUUAAUAGGAAAGACAGAUUUGGGAGGACGGCGCUGCAUUACGCUGCUGCUAACUGUAACUAUCAGUGUGUGUUUGCUCUGGUGGGCUCCGGGGCCAGUGUGAACGAGCGGGACGUCAGGGGCUGCAGUCCUCUGCACUACACCGCUGCUGCAGACUAUGACGGCAAGUGUCUGGAGUAUCUGUUGAGGAACGAUGCGAAUCCAGCUCUCAGGGAUAAAGACGGAUACAGUGCCGUUCACUACGCCUCAGCGUACGGCCACCGAGUGUGUCUGGAGCUGAUCGCCAAUGAAACACCGUUAGAUGUGCUGAUGGACACGUCUGCAUCAAGCAUCCUACACGACACAGACGUGCAGCCUCCCAUCAGCCCUUUACACCUGGCGGCGUAUCACGGUCAUCAUCACGCUCUGGAGGUUCUGGUGCAGUCUCUGCUGGAUCUGGACGUGAGGACACCACAGGGUCACACGGCUCUCAGUCUGGCGGCGUUUAAGGGUCACGUGGAGUGUGUGGAUAUUCUGAUCAGUCAGGGCGCGUCCAUGAUGCUGAAGGACUACACACACAAGAGGAGCGCCGUACACUCCGCAGCCAUGAACGGUCACUCUGAGUGUCUGCGUCUGCUCAUCCACAACAGUGACCAGCAGACGGCCGUCAGCAUGCGUGAUGGGAAGGGACAGACUCCUCUGAUGUUGGCGGUUCUGGGUGGACACACAGAUAGUGUGUAUCUUCUGUUGAGUGAAGGAGCCAGUGUGGAGGCCAGAGAUAAAUGGGGCAGGACGGCCCUCCACCGCGGGGCAGUGAUAGGUCAGGAGGCGUGUGUGGAGGCUCUGUUGCAGCAUGGCUCCAGUCUGCUGGUUCAGGACAGCAGGGGGCGCUCUCCUAUGCACCUGGCGGCUGCCUGCGGUCAUGUGGGGGUUCUGAGGGCCCUUCUGAAGGCCCAGAAGACUGUCCUCGUCCUCAAGGACAACUGUGGUUACACACCGCUGCACUGGGCCUGUUAUAACGGUCAUGAGGCGUGUGUUGAGCUGCUGCUAGAGUACGAUGUGUUUCACAGACCGGAGGGAAACUCCUUCAGUCCGCUGCACUGCGCUGUUAUGAAUGAUAAUGAGUCUGCGGCUGAGAUGCUGAUCGAGACUUUAGGUCCAGCGAUUGUAAACGCCACAGACUCUCAGUCCAGGACUCCGCUCCACGCCGCGGCGUACACUGAUCACGUGGAGUGUCUGCAGCUGCUGCUGGCUCACAACGCUCAGGUCAACGCCAUCGACAUGCUGGGAAAAACACCGCUCAUGAUGGCCGCCGAGAACGGACAGACUAACGCUGUCGAGGUGCUGGUGAGCAGCGCUAAAGCUGAUUUGACGUUACAGGACGCUCACAGAAACACAGCCCUGCAUCUGGCCUGCAGUAAGGGGCAUGAAACCAGUGCCUUGUUAAUUCUUGAGAAGGUGAUGGACAGAAACCUCAUAAACUGCACAAACGCCGCGCUGCAGACGCCGCUGCACGUGGCUGCUGGUAACGGACUGACAGUGCUCGUACAGGAGCUGCUGGGUAAAGGAGCCAGUGUCCUCGCCGUGGAUGAGAACGGUUACACUCCAGCUUUGGCUUGCGCCCCAAACAAAGACGUGGCGGACUGUUUGGCGCUGAUCCUCUCCUCCAUGAUGCCCAUCUCUCCCAGCAGCACCAGCACCAUGUCCAGCCUCACCUUUACCACCGUCAACCACUACUCCAGCCCAUCCCAGAGCGUGACCUUUGACCCUUUACCUGUGCUGCGCUCCGAGCACGUCUCCUACCGCAAAUUCAACAGCGUGGGCCGCGAGGAUGGCCUCAUCGUCCCCGAUGACGAACUGAAUGAUUCAGACUCGGAAACAUACUGACAACACGCCCCUCCCGCCCCUCAGUGUCUUAAUCUAACACCUCAUUGGCUGAAAGGUGACUAUAUGCUAAUUAGGGUCAUCUCUUUAUGUGGCCGAAGUCUCAGGAGAAAUUGGAAAACAGGAAAAUAAUGCCACAGAAAUGGCCCACACUACAGUCCAGUUUGUUUAUUCUCUACAGUAUCGAGCUGUUUGAACCCUCAAGCAUCACUGAAACUCAUUAUUUAAUGCCAGGUUCAUUUUAUGAGAAGCAAAUGGCUCAUAUUGACAGCUGUGGGACUGUAAUUCCCAGCAUUCAUGUGAAACACGAGGAGGCAAAACUAAACUAAAGACGUCAGGGACCAAGAGCUGUGGACUUUACUUUUAUCCCCGUUUGUGCAUGAAGAUUGAAUUUAGGUUUGCAUCACCAUGGAUUAUUUAUUAGGAAAAAAUGAAGAGUAAAAAAAGCCUUUCAGGGUUUAAACGGAGUAUUUAUUCCUCUGCUGUUGUGGGGAAUUAUAGCGUUCUUCCUGCUGUGUGUGAGUGUGUGUGUGAGAGAGAGAGAUUGUGAAUUUGAAUGUGUGUGUGAUUAUUUUAUAAGAGUUUAAAAACAGUGAAAAGAUCAGGUGUGU
Cyprinus carpio (common carp) is the source of this 4232-nucleotide messenger RNA. RefSeq names its product serine/threonine-protein phosphatase 6 regulatory ankyrin repeat subunit A-like. The record is from RefSeq and is a predicted model, not a curated record. Gene Ontology annotation, biological process: positive regulation of transcription by RNA polymerase II; protein localization to ciliary inversin compartment. Gene Ontology annotation, cellular component: ciliary inversin compartment; nucleus; cytoplasm. Gene Ontology annotation, molecular function: transcription cis-regulatory region binding; protein binding. Lineage: Eukaryota; Metazoa; Chordata; Actinopteri; Cypriniformes; Cyprinidae.